UCUACCCCGACCGCGACAAUGUACUCCUCCUCCGCUGCUCAGAAGGCCAAGCGCCGCACCCACGCGCGUCCAGAACUCUCCGAGGAGCAGAAGCAAGAGAUCAAAGAAGCCUUCGAGCUCUUCGACACCGACAAGGAUGGCUGCGUCGACUACCACGAGCUCAAGGUCGCCAUGCGCGCGCUCGGGUUCGACAUGAAGAAGGCGGAGGUGCUAAAGAUUCUGCGCGACCACGACAAGACGGGGCACGGGCUCAUGGACUUUGAGGACUUUGCGAAGAUCAUGAGCGAGCGCAUACUGGCGCGCGACCCCAUGGACGAGAUAAGACGCGCGUUCCAGCUGUUUGACGAUGACAACACGGGGAAGAUUAGCCUACGAAACCUAAGGCGCGUCGCGAAGGAGAUUGGCGACCGCCUCGAGGACGAUGAGCUACAAGCCAUGAUCGACGAAUUCGACCUCGACCAAGACGGCGAGAUCAACGAACAAGAGUUCUUCGCCAUAAUGACCGAUGACGCGUAGCCACCGCCUCCUUCGCCCUUCCUCCAUAUUUAUUCGUCCUCGCCUCGUCGAAACCCGCAUAAUGUGCCCUUGCUCUCGUCCUAUGCAUAUCUCAGGCCUCGCCCCCGUCGCAUUUAUCCUCCCUUGCUGUACACAUCCUGUAACACUAUACCUGGCUUAUAGAUGCACCCUACCACUGCCUAGUUCCGUUUUCCUGCCCAGUCCCAAUCCCUAUCUCCCUCCCCAACGAUCCUUCAGCCCUCCGGCAUCCGCCCUCCCGGGCCUAAAAUACCAACACAUAAAACACCCAAGGCGGCGCGCCUCACGAAUAAACUCUCCCCCGCCAAGCCGCCCUCGGCUUCGGGCAAGAUCGCUGCGCCCGAGCAGUCAUAAAUCAGGCGAAGUCGUAUAUCAGGCCGAGCCCGUUGUCCUGGUCGCGAGGCCGCUAUCCUGGUCGCGCCACAGACAGCAAUUCAUUCGGAAAAGGCUGAGGGCAAGGCACGCUAGUCCUAAGGCACCGUACCGGCGGCACUGCCUCCCUCACCCGCCCUCGUCCCCAUGUCUGUGUGUCACCCAACCACGCAAACUCCAGAUUCUGCCUCCGUCGGCGCACGCGGGCGACGACGCAGGUCUUGUCGUAUCUGAUAACUACCCUUACGCCCGACCCUCUCGCCUCUGCCUAUCACUAUCACGGUUGUGCGGCUGCUCGUUCUGGUCCCGUGCGCUCGUUAUGUUCCCGUAUUCAACGCCUGCAUUACGCUUUUGAGGCCUGCAUUGCGCUUUGGUUCUUGAGUCUCGUCAUGUCGACGAUCUCUUGGGGGCCGGCCGGUGACGUGCGCUGCGCGUAAACCAACUUGACCACUAGCGACCUUGGCGUUCCCGCGGAUCCCAUUCUACUGCUAGUGACCCAUGCUCCCAAUAGCACCGUUCCUUCCUGAUCGACCCAUCGUCAUUUCUUUCCUGAUGAACCCAACCCAUUCAUUGUGAGUAGUAUGGUACGGAAUUUAGGCUUUUAUACAGUAAGAUAAACCAA
Schizophyllum commune H4-8 is the source of this 1528-nucleotide messenger RNA. RefSeq lists its product as uncharacterized. The coding region runs from base 19 to 516 and encodes 165 amino acids. The transcript is spliced from 4 exons. Gene Ontology annotation, biological process: spindle pole body duplication. The record is from RefSeq and is a predicted model, not a curated record. NCBI's taxonomy places the organism in Eukaryota, Fungi, Basidiomycota, Agaricomycetes, Agaricales, Schizophyllaceae. Gene Ontology annotation, molecular function: calcium ion binding; microtubule binding. Gene Ontology annotation, cellular component: mitotic spindle pole body; half bridge of spindle pole body.